GGUGGUGCGCGUGACGAAUCGAUUUCGCGACGUCACCACCCAGGAAGCUCUGCUCGGCGUGAGUUCACUCGGCGUGCGCGCCCCUCCAUAGACAAAGCAGCACACGCACGCUCACCGAUGCCACUGCUCGCUGACACCAAGCAACACGAAGACUCCUCGUACGACGCGAGCGAGCAGCGCGGGAGCUCGCGGGCGAGUCCGUGGGACGAGAGCGCCAGGUCGUCGCACUCCCCUCGGCAGGGGGCGAGCAGACCGGAGCAAAUGAUCCGUGGUGGGAUCGCCUUGCACCGCGGAUUGAGUAGAAGCCACGCCAUGGGCAAGAAGAACGCCGUCCCAGAUCGGUGGGAGAAUUAUGUUCCUGUAGGAAAAAGGGUUAAAGGAACUCGCUUCAUCUCAUUUAAAGUGCCUCUGAGACAGGCCAUCUUGGAUCAUCUUGAAGCAGAGGUGACUCAGAUGAGCCCAUUAGGACUGCUGGAGAACAUAUCAAGGCAAAACGAAAGCCUCGGAUUGGUUAUUGACCUUACAAACACCACACGCUACUAUGAUCCAAAGGAACUGACAAAAGCGGGCAUUAAGUAUGAGAAAAUAUUCACGAUGGGCCACGAGGUGCCGAAUGACAAAACCAUCGCCCAUUUUAAAGAGACCAUCAAGACCUUCAUUGGAGAAAACGGCGAAAACGACAAGCUGAUAGGCGUGCAUUGUACUCAUGGAGUGAACAGAACUGGGUACCUGGUGUGUCGGUAUCUUAUCGAUUGUGAAAAAAUGGAGCCAGACGAAGCGAUACAAGCCUUUAACAGUGCUCGAGGUCAUUCGAUUGAGAGGGAAAAUUACCUCAAAGAUUUGAAAACGAGGGAUUAUGCAAGGCACUCGAGUGCAGCUUCGUGUCCUGCGCAAGCCUCUUCCAGCGUUUUCCACCCCUCUCAUAGUGGUCAAGAGAAAACGGCCUCUCGGAAGACCCUAACAAGAUUGGACCACAGAAAUGACCAAAGAGCAAGAGUCUACCAACGACCUCCGAGUCGCAGAUUUCACCAAAUGCCACCACAAGACACACGCAUGGAUUGGUGGUCUCAAACGCCAGCAGUGGGAGGUUAUCAACAGGACUACUUUCACCAUCCUGAAGGAGGAUAUGUGCAAAAUUACAGCCAGAGUUUUAAUUAUCAGCCAUUCUGGCAAAUGCAGCCGCCAAUACCGUUUCACCAGCAGAGGUUCCAAGCUCAAAGUUUUGACCAGCAAGAUGAAAGACUGUGGUGGCAGUGGGCAGAAAAUCAACAAUGAGAAGAUCGUGUGGAAAUCAAUGGCACAGUGCAUGGCCAGAAUGUGAUAUACUCGCAACAAACAUUUGCCCAUGACUCGAUCGUUACCAAUGGAAAAAUCAUAAAAAAAAAUGUGUUUGGCCCUUUCUUCAAGGUGUAAGUUUAACUCAAUAUUUGGAACUGUUCUGGAGAGAAUGUGGAAUAUUGUUAACCUUUACGUACAAGGAUCUGCCCUUGAAAAUAUAGUAUUUCUAAAUUUUCACAAUUUACAUUUUUCAUUGAGACUGUAAAAAGGCGUAAUAUAAACGUCUUAGAUUAUACUUUUUAUAUCGUGAUCUCCUGACAGAAAUGCAUUACGAAUGGAUGAUAAUACUCAGUUGUCUAAUAGUUUGUCUGGAUUUAUAUAAGUAUACGAAACUAUUUUUGCUACUUAAAUUUGACACCGAAUAAUUUCAGAAAGUGGUGUACAGUUUAAUGUGAAAACACAUUAGCAAUUAUUCGGGAACAAAUGUGUUGCCACUGGAGCUGGGAAAUAUUCCUGCCGGAAUGGUAUUGGAAUCCAAGGAUUCCACCCGAGGCCAAUUCCUGGAGGUGCCCGUUUGAAGGAAUUCACGAUUCAGCCAAUCCCACGAUUCAAUUCGAGAUCGUAUCCAUGAGGAUUCGUAUAUAAACCGCAUCGCAGACAACGUGUUUCUGAGACUCCCAGCUCUAUUCGACAUGGCAAGUUUGCUUUGUCUUUUAUUUUUUGAGAGGUGUUUUACAAUAGUUCACUUUACACAAUGUACAUGUGCAAUUUAUUUUAAGAAAUUUUAUUAAAUCACAGCUCGUUUGUCAGAUUUUUGGGUUGGAUCAAUUUAUUAAAUUGGCAUAUUUGUACACGUGUGGCAACUUUAUAUAUUGGCCGUGUCGGGUGGAGGAGGGCGUACGACACGCAUUCUACUUAUGCGGCGAUCCGAGCUGAAAAUAUGAAAUAGAUUCGCCUGGAAAGCCGGCGUUUCAAAUUUACAGCUCGUUUUAUGCAUUUAUUUUAUUCUGCAAAUGGCACCACAGCAGGGGCUCCUUACACUUGGUUCCGUGUAAUAUUCUUUGUGAAACUCUCCGCAGUGCAUUUACAUGUUGUCUUUGUUAUGGUGCGACAGUGUUCGUACUUAAAUGCGGGCUUCUGGCACGCUAUCGGGAGGAUCGUUUCGCAUCGGGGCAUUGCAAGAAUGACGAUGGAUAUUAACACCCGCGGGAAUGGUUUGUCAUAUUCGGUUUAGAUAUCCGUGCUUUUGGCCUUUGUUAUAAAGCUGUGGGUUACGACUGCACCGUGUGGUCAGACUUGGACCCCCGAGUUGGUAACGGUGACGUUUUAGUCCGGGUUCGCAACUAAAACAACAUGUUGGUAUGAUGACACAAUAUACAUUUUUGCUGCUUUGGAUUUUUUUUUGUGUCGACUAAACCUUGAAGUUGAAGAGUUGAACGACGGUGUGAUGACACCUACCGCAUUGGCCAUGACCUUCGCAAAACGGGACACGAUACAUUUAAUCGUUCGCCGUGGAUAAUUUAAGGUUUACGAUUAUUUCCACGAUGGUCCUUUUAACCGGGAUCUUUGAAUUCCUUUCAAUUAUUAUUGAUGCGAAAUUGCAAUGGCGUCUGUGGCCAAAGUGAAAUUUUCACUUCCCCCCCCCCCUACCAUGCCGCUAGUCACCAAUUCAUCGAUAUAAAAUAUGUCAAUGUGUGUACAUUCAAUCGUAGACAUUUGUGCUUAAGUGUCCGCAAUGCGAGUGUCACGUGCACUUGGUGUACAACUCAUUUUUUUAGAACUGCUUCUUAGAAUGAAAAAUAAGAAUAGGUUUUACCCCUUUCUGGCAAUAAAACAUGUUAAGAUUUUGAUUUAAA
This is a messenger RNA of Petromyzon marinus (sea lamprey), 3134 nucleotides long. It is a transcript of the gene DUSP11, whose product is annotated as dual specificity phosphatase 11. Gene Ontology annotation, molecular function: polynucleotide 5'-phosphatase activity. Gene Ontology annotation, biological process: protein dephosphorylation. The record is from RefSeq and is a predicted model, not a curated record. NCBI's taxonomy places the organism in Eukaryota, Metazoa, Chordata, Hyperoartia, Petromyzontiformes, Petromyzontidae.